CUCUCUCUCUCUCUCUCUCACAAAAUAUCUACCAACACACACACAAUAUCACUCCAUUGAGACAAAAGAAUCUGUCAAAAAACAAUAACAGUGGAGAGAUUUCCUCUUCUUCUUCCUCAUCCUUCAACAGCUAAACCAAUCAAUCCCCCCAAAAAGUAAGAAUUACAGAAAACAAACAUGAACCCAUUACUGUUUUAGCUCCUCUCUCCAGCUCUCAAUUUCUAUCUCUCUCUCCCAACCCUAAAAAAUUGCUCUUACCAUCAUAUCCAGAACGAAAGCAUCAUGAGCAGCCUUGAAGAGUCUCUAAGAUCUCUGUCCCUAGACUACCUAAAUCUGCUCAUCAAUGGCCAAGCCUUCAGUGACGUCACCUUCAGCGUGGAGGGUCGUCUAGUCCAUGCCCACAGGUGCAUCCUAGCUGCCCGGAGCCUCUUCUUCCGCAAAUUCUUUUGUGGGCCGGACCCGCCUUCGGGGCUCGACCCGAUAUCCGGGUCGAGGAUGAGCCCUGGUGGCACGUCGUCCUCGUUGCACCGCGGGGGCAAUUCUCAGCAGCAGCAGCAGGUGAUACCGGUGAACUCGGUGGGGUACGAGGUGUUCUUGUUGCUGUUGCAGUUCUUGUACAGUGGACAAGUCUCGAUAGUGCCUCAGAAACAUGAGCCAAGGCCUAAUUGUGGAGAGAGAGGGUGCUGGCACACGCAUUGCACCUCCGCCGUUGAUCUUGCUCUUGACACUCUUGCUGCCGCUAGAUCCUUUGGUGUUGAACAACUUGCAUUGCUCACUCAGAAGCAAUUGGCAAGCAUGGUGGAAAAGGCCUCAAUUGAUGAUGUGAUGAAAGUCCUCUUAGCUUCAAGAAAACAAGACAUGCAUCAACUCUGGACAACUUGCUCUCACCUUGUUGCCAAAUCGGGCCUCCCACCGGAAGUCCUGGCCAAGCACCUCCCGAUCGAUGUCGUGGCCAAAAUCGAAGAGCUUCGUCUCAAAUCCUCCCUCGCCCGCCGCUCAAUGAUGCCUCAUCACCACCACCACCAUCACCACCACGACCUCGGGGCAGCAGCCGAUCUCGAAGACCAGAAAAUCCGCAGGAUGAGGCGGGCAUUGGACUCAUCGGAUGUCGAACUCGUCAAGCUCAUGGUAAUGGGCGAAGGCCUAAAUCUCGACGAGGCAUUGGCAUUACACUAUGCGGUCGAAAAUUGUAGCCGAGAGGUGGUCAAAGCAUUACUAGAACUUGGAGCAGCAGAUGUUAACUACCCGGCAGGGCCAGCUGGCAAAACCCCACUUCACAUUGCAUCCGAAAUGGUGUCGCCUGACAUGGUGGCCGUCCUGCUCGACCACCACGCCGACCCAAAUGUCCGGACCGUCGACGGGGUUACUCCCCUCGACGUACUAAGAACCCUAACUUCAGAUUUUCUCUUCAAAGGGGCUGUUCCGGGACUUACCCACAUUGAACCAAACAAGCUCAGGCUCUGCCUGGAGCUUGUUCAAUCGGCUGCUCUUGUUCUUUCCCGCGAAGAAGGCAACAACAAUGCAAACAACGCUCCCAAUUCUUCUAAUUCGACCGCGAUUUACCCGCCUAUCAACGACGAUCACCAUAGUAGCGGCAGCAACAGCGGCAACAUUGGCAACCUAAACUUGGAUUCUAGAUUGGUGUAUCUCAAUCUUGGAGCAACUCAAAUGGGGUCUAGAAAUAUGGACGGUCAUGAUCAUCAAGAUCAUGAUCAUCAUGGGAGCCAUAGUAGCCAUAGGGCACAAGGUGGCUGUGACCCAGCAACAAUGUACCACCACUCUCAUGACUACUAGCUAUUUUAUUAUAUUAUUUUGCUAAGAAUCUUCACGAUCAGUUAUAAUAUUAUUAUUUAUAUAUCUUCUUUUUUCUAAAGAGAUGCAUUCACUUGGAUGGUCAUGAAGCAGAAAAAAAGAUCAUAAAAAAUUUCAUGAAAUCUUGUAUCUAUGGAGAUUACUGGAUCAUCUGUUUUUGUUUCUUUGUUUUUUCUCUGCUUCUCUGUGGUUGCUUCUGAUCUUUUCUUGUAGGCUUUCGUCGAUCGUUCGUCGUAUGAAAUUGGAGCUAUGGGGUUGAAUGUUGAUGACACAAAUGGAGAAGGUGAGAUUUUUGCUAAUGCAUGAUGGAUCGAUGGAGAUUGGAGGGAGACUGGGGAGAGACGCAGGUCAAUCUUUUCAACCCCUUGGCCUGUCAUCUCCUUUGUAUUUAUUGAUCUAUCUAAUUUCAUCGCGUAUUUAUUAUGGUCCUCAUAUUUUCUUGUCCCCCACCCACCUCUCAU
Molecule: messenger RNA, 2273 nt
Organism: Prunus dulcis (almond)
Lineage: Eukaryota; Viridiplantae; Streptophyta; Magnoliopsida; Rosales; Rosaceae
Product: BTB/POZ domain and ankyrin repeat-containing protein NOOT2
Exons: 2
Coding region: 283-1794 (503 amino acids)
Biological process (GO): plant organ development
Molecular function (GO): protein binding
Source: RefSeq, a predicted model, not a curated record